Molecule: messenger RNA, 1038 nt
Organism: Anastrepha obliqua
Lineage: Eukaryota; Metazoa; Arthropoda; Insecta; Diptera; Tephritidae
Exons: 1
Coding region: 1-1038 (345 amino acids)
Source: RefSeq, a predicted model, not a curated record
AUGUUUGCCACCUUGAAUAUCGCCAUCAUCACGGGAAGGAUAAUUAUCACCUUCUUGCAGGAGUUGGCCAUCGUACGGGCAAUAAUCGUAGAACGAAAUUUGCAUGCCUACUAUAAGCUGCCUGCGAAACCCACGCAAUCUAUACCACAAGAGUACCACAUUCUUCAGUGUCCAUACCAAAAUACCACUACUAUACCAGCGCCGGAGAAUAUGGAGGUGUGUGUGAUUGUUAACAAUUAUAGAGAGGAAAUGAAAAACGCAACAACAAAGAGUCCUUUGCAUACAAAAAUAAAAUACCAAAUGUCGCGAAAAUAUAGAGGUAACCCUAAGAGGAUGACCAAAAGACUUAAGAUGCCGCCGUAUAUGAUAAUCGUCCGACCAGUACGAACACGGGCCGAAUCUAACUGCCCGUAUGCAAAACUCCAAAGACUAUCACAAUUCCCUUACUAUGCUGAACAUUUGAAAAUUGUGAAAAAAGACAAUAGUCGAGCAGUUGAGCAACAACGAGCAGCAUUGCAGAACCUGAAACCUCCAGACCAAAAAUUGGCUGGUACCCGAGAGAAUCAAAACAUUUUGGCAAAGGUAAUACCAAUUACUGAGAACAUAGAAGAAACGUUAGAAGGAAAGGACGAACAAUCAAAAGAAACAAAUAAAGCCAUAAAUCAAGGUGAAGCGGCUAUGGAAAGUGACGAGGCAGACGCGAAAUCAGAGUCUGAUGAAGAGUACGCCGAUUAUGACACAUAUAAAAAGACAAGUACAGAAGACAAAAUAAUAAUGCCAACAGACUCAGUUCUAAAGUAUCUUGGCACAAAAGAGGCCAUCGAAACGCUUAGCAAACAUUUUAGAGAUCGGGCAAUGGUGGGUAAGGUUCCUAAAGGAAACGUAGAAAAAUAUUUUGGCGAACACAAAGAUUAUAAACAAGGAGAGAAAGUACACGGCUUCCAAAACUAUUAUCAUCGAGAUGAAAUUUUCAAUGAUCAUAUUUUUUAUGAUGAUCUUCAGCAGCAGGGACAUUACUCUAAUCGUGGCCGCACUUGA